UGUUUUUUUAAUUUAAUCUUUGUCUUGUUGUUGAAUUGAGCAUUUACCGAAAAAGAAGAAGGAGAAGAAGAAGAGAAAGAGGAAACGAAUAAAGUCAAAAGCUGGGAAUGGAUUCACUCUUAUCAUAGAUAUUGAAGGAAUCGAGAGAGGAAGGGUUAGGGUUAGGGUAAGGUUGACAAGGCAGAGGAGAAGAAGAAGAAGAAGAAGAAGAGAAGUUAAUUCAAAUGCCGGAAGACGACUUGGUCGACAUCAAGUUUAGGUUGUACGAUGGCUCCGAUAUCGGACCCUUCAGGUACUCCUCCGCCGCCACCGUCGAUAUGCUUAAGCAAAGGAUUGUCUCCGAUUGGCCCAAAGGUAAAACAGUCAUGCCAAAGUCAGCAAAUGAAGUGAAAUUGAUUAGUUCUGGUAAAAUAUUGGAAAACAACAAGACUGUCGGUCAGUGUAAAGUACCAUUUGGUGAGAUUGCGGGGGGAGUUAUAAUAAUGCAUGUUGUUGUACAGCCAUCUCUAGCAAAAACUAAAGCUGAAAAGAAGAUUGAUGAUUCACCGAAGAAGGUUGUCUGUUCUUGUUCCAUAUUGUGAAGACAGUUCGUGAAUUGGAAAUGUUUAUCCUUGAUCCAUCAACCAUUACUACAGAAAUCAUCUGCUUGAACAAACCCUUUUAUUUUCAGCAUUCCUGUGUAAAGUACGUAUACGGGCAAUUAUAUAUUCAUAGAAAAGUUUGUGUUAAUGGUGACUUCUGAAUUUGAUGUCAUUCUUUUAUUACAAGAGGGGUUGAUGACUUUGUAACCAUUGAUGCUAUCAUUGUGCAUGACGUUUUCAUUGGCAUUUCCAUUG
Molecule: messenger RNA, 836 nt
Organism: Gastrolobium bilobum
Lineage: Eukaryota; Viridiplantae; Streptophyta; Magnoliopsida; Fabales; Fabaceae
Product: membrane-anchored ubiquitin-fold protein 3
Exons: 4
Coding region: 225-581 (118 amino acids)
Molecular function (GO): protein binding
Source: RefSeq, a predicted model, not a curated record